UUAAUUCUAGUAGACUUUGACAUUUAUUCUAUUUAAAGUUUAAUAAUUAAUCCGAUUUAAAAAGUGAAGAAAAAUGACUGAAAAUUCAUCAAAUUUUGUUUCUGCGCCAAGUAGUGUGGAAUGGCUGUACAGCAACGAUCCAAAAAAGCAAUUAAUAUGCCUGAAAUCGAUUCGAAAGAAGUUAUCGAAAAAAGAUCCAGAUAUUGAAAAUAUGCUUUAUGUUACUUCAAGAGUAUUGGAAUUGAUAAUCUCACGAAAUGAUUCAGAAGGUUUACGCGAAUGUACAUGGAUAUUGACUAAUAUUGCGUCUGGAUACAGUCUUGGAGUUGAUGAAAUACUCAAACUGAACGGAACUACAAUCCUUAAGAAACUUAUCGACAAGACAUCAGACAACAUUGUAAAGAAUCAAUGCUUCUGGACAUUUUCGAAUAUAGCAUGUGAGGAUGAACAAUGUCGAGAUCAUGUGCUUUCUUUGGGAAUAUUUCAUAGUCUAAUAACGUUUAUAAAGGAGAUUUUUGAGGAAAAUGACGAAGAUAUUUUGAAAACUUGUAUCUGGACUCUAGCAAACUUCUUCUUGCCAAAGUUUACAUCACUACAUGACGACUAUUGUAAGCUAGGAUUAAAAAUGUUCAUAAAAUGUUUCCGACAUUCAAACCAGAUUCUUAGAAAGGAAGCAGCUUUUGGAAUCCUUCACAUUAUGGAAAAUCGUAAAUACAUCGACAAUAUUAUUGAAUCUGGUAUUUUAAACGAUAUCCGCACAGAACUAGAAUUUGAAGAAGACACAAAAAUGUUGUCUUGCAUGAUACGAAUUGUUGGAAAUUUAGCAUGGGGAAAUGAUCAGCAAACUCAGUCUUUAAUCGAUAAUGAUUUUAUUUACGUCUUUCACAAGCUCUUAUACACUGAACAUAAAGAAUUGUUAAAGGAAGUCAUUUGGACCUUGUCAAACAUUGCGGCAGGAAAUCGAGCACAAGUUAAGGCAAUCAUGGAUGGACAAAUUUUCCCAAAACUUAUUGGCAUGCUUAAUGAUGAGAACUUUAGGAUUCGACGUGAAGCUGUUUGGGUGAUCAAUAAUUCAACUCAAAAUGGUAGCAGCGAAGUUAUCGUCCACCUUGUCAAACUGGAAGUAUUAAAAUAUUUAACGACACUUUUGGAUGACGAUGAUCAUGAAAUUGUAAAGGCUUGUGUUGAUUCUAUAUUCAAUAUUUUACAGACUGGAGAAAUGUACUUUAAGGAUGUCAAUUUGUUUGCAAUUUUGGUUGACAAGUAUGGAUCUUUGAAGAAGAUUGAGCAUCUUCAGUUCCAUAAGUCAUGGCUUAUUGUGGAUAAAGUCUUGCGUAUUUUAGAAUCAUUUUACAAGCGAGACGUGAAGGAAGUUCCAAAAAUUUAGAGCUUGCUGUUUAUAUUUUAUAUGAAAAACAUUAUUGACAUCAAAAAUUGAUUACUUAAUGAUCGAGAAUUCGAUUUGCAUAUUUUAUAAAUUACAGUAUUAUUCUGUCCUAAUUAUUAUUCAUAUUUGUGACCUGAUUUCAUUGAUAAUAUAUAGUGUCUAUCAAUAUUUUAC
This is a messenger RNA of Chironomus riparius, 1561 nucleotides long. The record is from the annotation of a GenBank genome assembly. Lineage: Eukaryota; Metazoa; Arthropoda; Insecta; Diptera; Chironomidae.